Hydractinia symbiolongicarpus is the source of this 3864-nucleotide messenger RNA. RefSeq names its product bromodomain-containing protein 3-like. Gene Ontology annotation, cellular component: chromatin; nucleus. The transcript is spliced from 19 exons. The record is from RefSeq and is a predicted model, not a curated record. Bases 80 to 3688 code for a protein of 1202 amino acids. Lineage: Eukaryota; Metazoa; Cnidaria; Hydrozoa; Anthoathecata; Hydractiniidae. Gene Ontology annotation, biological process: chromatin remodeling; regulation of DNA-templated transcription.
GGGAUAUUGGCAGAAAGUUGAUAAAGAAAGAGCUUUCUUCGUUGCCCUUCAUGAAUGGAGGACGCCGAAGAAAAGAUAAAUGGUUCAGUUAUAUCCUCAGCAAUCCAUGGAAGUGGAUACCCUGUCAGCUGAGAAGUCACUUCAAAAUGACGCUAAAAGCAUACAAGAGUGCAUGAACAUUAAACCCAUUGCGACAAUAUCAGAACCAUCAAAUGCACUAGCAGGCAACGAUACUUCAGAAAAUAAGCCUCCUCAAGUAAUAGCUGGAAAUCCUGUUGGGUUACCGUCAUUCGUCGCUGAAAUAAAAACCGAGAGCGAAGGGAAGCCCACCACUCCCUUGAUUCAGAAACCGAAGAUGCCGCCCAAACGGGAGAAGAAAGGACGCAACACAAAUCAAUUGCAAUUUUUGCUCAAAACAGUCCUGAGACAGAUUCUGAAACAUCAGUAUGGUUGGCCCUUUGCUAAGCCCGUCGAUGCUGUUAAACUCAGAAUUCCAGAUUAUUAUGAAAUCAUUACAUCACCUAUGGAUUUGGGAACAAUAAAGAAAAAGCUGGAGCACCAGGAUUAUAUGUGUGCAGCUGACUGCAUCAAGGACUUUCGUCUUAUAUUUACCAAUUGCUACAGAUACAACAAACCUGGAGAAGAUGUUGUCGUCAUGGCAGAGUCAUUGGAAAAGUUUUUCAAUGAAAAACUAGCAAUGAUGCCUCCAGAAGAGUAUGAGAUUGUUGGAAAAGGGAAGGGUGUUCUAAAAAAGGCAGCAGUUAGUUCUACUGGUGAGCCACCUAGUAAACGAGGAAAGAAAAUUGAGCCUACAAAACCUAGAUCUCUACCAGCAGAUACUACACAACCUUCUCUAACUUCUCCUUCACAGACUUCAAUAGUUCCAGUAGCAUCACCUGUUGCAUUAGAACAACCAUCAAUUGUUACCAGCCCACAUUCAAAUGUCACCUCUACUGUUCCUUCAACACCUGAUAUUCUUCCAAAGUUACCUACUAGAAUGGUGAAAUCAGGUGUUAAGCGUAAGAAGGCUGACACUACAACUCCUGGGACAGCAAUAUUGUCAACAAUGGAUGUCACUCCGGGUGUACCAGCGAAAAUACCAUUACGACGAGAAUCUUCAAGUAGAACCAUAAAAAAGCCUAUUAGAGAACUGCCCGGGGAACAGGAGAUUGCGCCUACACCAGGGAAGAAAAAAACCAAGUUGACUGAGCAACUCAAAUAUUGUAACACACUUAUCAAAGAGAUGUUUUCCAAAAAACAUGAAGGAUAUGCAUGGCCGUUUUAUAAACCAGUACCUGCAGAAAAUCUUGGUCUACAUGAUUACUUUGACAUUAUAAAACGCCCAAUGGAUUUAUCUACUGUUAAAAAUAAAAUGGAAGCACGUGAAUAUGCCAAUCCCACAGCUUUUGCAACUGAUGUAAGACUAAUAUUUACAAACUGUUAUAAAUACAAUCCACCUGACCAUGAUGUUGUCAAAAUGGCCAGAAAAUUACAGGACUUAUUUGAGGUUAAAUUUGCAAAAAUGCCAGAUGAACCUGAAAUGCAGGAGCCUUCAACUCCAACUGCAACUUCUACAACUACUACUAUAAAUACUAAAUCCAGAUCAGCGAGGCAAGUUAUGAAGUCUGAUUCUGAAGAAGAAUCAGACGAGGAUGACUCAAGUGAAGAAUCUGAAGACAGCGAGGCUGAACGUAAACGUAAAUUAGCACAGUUAGAAGCACAACUUAUAUCUGUACAUGAACAACUUUCUGAAUUAACUAAAGUGGAAAAAGAUAGAAAAGCUGAGCGUGGUGUUAAGAAGAAAAAAAAGGAUAGAAAAGAUAAAAAAAUAAGUAAAGAGAAAUCAACUGUCAGUAAAAAGGAGAAGAGUAUUAAUCUCUUAAAAACUGUUGAGAGAGAAAAAAGUAAAAAAAAAGAGAAAACAGAGAAGAAAAAAGGAAUUGUAGAAACAUCUCAAGAUUCUCCCAUUAAAGUUUUACCAAAGGCAGACAAGAAAAAAGCUGAUUUGAAGUCCACUAUGUCUACACAGAGUUUAAAAAAGAAGUCAGCUUCAGAGCGAUCAAAGAAAAGCAAAAUUGCUGCCAAAAAGGGAGAACUUCCUGAUGAUAGUGAUGAUGAUGAUAAUGUGAAAGCCAUGACAUAUGAUGAAAAGAGACAACUUAGCUUGGAUAUAAACAAACUGCCAGGGGAUAAGCUUGGUAAAGUUGUUCAUAUUAUACAGACAAAAGAGCCGAGUUUGAAAGGCAACAACCCUGACGAAAUCGAGAUUGAUUUCGAGACAUUAAAACCAGCCACUCUUCGUGAAUUAGAAAAGUAUGUGAAUUCCUGUGUUAAGAAAAAGAAAACACCAAUCAAGAAGCCUAAGUCAGCUGAAGAUAGGGAGGCGAUGCAGGCAAAAAAGAAAGAAGAACUUGAGAAAAGACUGCAGGAUGUUUCUGGAAAGCUACAAGCAGUAGCACCAAAGAAAUCCAAAAAGUCAUCUAAAAAAGAUUUACCAGCAGGAUCAGAACCGAAAACGUCGCGUCUGUCAGAAAGUAGUACCACGAGUGGUAGCUCAAGUAGUUCCAGUUCUGGAUCAAGCAGUGGGUCGAGUUCUGACAGCAGUUCUGACUCUGAGAAAGAAGAUGGUCAAAAACCGAAGAAAACAAACAAAGAAGAGAAGCCUAAGCAAGACGUUCGCAACAGCAUUGGCUUGUUAGCUGCUCCCGAUAAGAAACCAGUUUCGUUGUCAUCGAUUGUUGCCAGUGCAAAAACUCAAGUUGCUGCGACAAGCAACUCUUCGGUGAAUGUUGAACGGCCAUCACCACAACAAGCACCAAGUCUUCAGACUGCACCCACUGUUAAAACUAUGCCAAGUCAGCUGUCGCAACCGCCAACCAUUUCGGCUAAUCCUGCGACCCAAUUAAAACCAGCUUCAAAACUCCCUCCGUUAAAAAUGCCAACCUUGGUUGCAGCACCUACUUCCGCAACAAAAGUGUUAAGUGCACCAACGCCAAGUUCCACGCCGGUCAGUCUUUUUACUAGAACGAUAAGCUCAACUGCUACUACGGUAACAACGCCAGGUUCAUUAUUAAGUGGUUUGAAGGCAUCGUCAAAAUCUUCAGAAGCCACUAUUAAGACACCACUCUCGGCAGCAUCCCCAGCUAGUAUAAUUGGAAAAGAUAAGAUUUCUUUUGGAAUGGUAGAUGAAAGUAUCUUGUCAAAAAGUCUUCCAAAUCAAAAAAGUGAUGCAUACUCAAAACCGGUUGCAUCUCCAGCUGAGAAUAGUCUCAAGAAAGAGAAUCCAUUAAAACAUGUAACUUCAUGGGGAAACAAACCAGUCGCUUCACCAAAACCUCCAACUAAAGUAGACCCUACUAGCAAAACUGCCAAUUUCGAACAAUUUCAAAAAAUGGCGAAAGAGAAAGAGGAAAAGGAACGAGCAGUUAAACAAGCUGAAGAGCAAGCUCGCCGACAAAAGGAGCGCGAAGAAUCAGAUCGCUUGAGACUGAUCGACGAACGAAAACGUGAAAAGGAGGAAGAAGAAGCACUAGAGCAUGCGCGACAACAGCAGGAAGAAGUCGAACGAAAAAAAAGGGAAUUAGAAAGAAGAAAAGAACAAGAAAGGCGAAAGCGACAAGCUUUGGCUGGUACUAUCGAUAUGACGUCACAGAGCGAUAUUAUGGGUGAUUUUGAAGCUAACCUUUAGACGUUUCACUUUUUGCACCGCUGCCGACGAGUCAUUUAAAUAUCACUUCGGAUUGCUUAGUUACGUUGAACUUUUUCUGAGUUUGAUUCUAUACAAUACAUUUGAUGCUAAUUAAAUUUUAAGUUUGUACAUAUAUAUGUAUAUAUUAAAAAUACAAAAACUGAUCUCAGUUUGAA